AUGGACCAAGCAACAGGCCUGGCCGUGGUGGCUCUGAUUUGGAUGGUCCUUCAAAUGAAGUUUGUUUUCAAAGGCCAGGAGUUUCCUGACAACUGUCAUUCUCUUGAGAAUCAUUUGGGACAGGAAAGACCCAGACAGAUUCAAGAGAGUUCCAAGAAGCAUCGUGAAAUGGAGGAGCAGAUUUUCAGUCAGGAUACUGAUUCAAGUGAAACCAAAGUUUCAUUACAUCAUGUUGUUGAACUGAACAAUAGUGGAAACUUGGCUGAGCUUCGCAAGCGUCUGUCUCGUACGCCAAGCAGUAGGUUAUUCAGGAUGUUGGAUGAGGCCAUAUCUCGGGCUGCAAAAUCCCUUAAUCAGGCAGUGGCUGCAAUCCUGAAGUGUUCACCUGAGAGCUCAGAUGCCAUCUUCAGUUCUAAAGGAGAAAUCUAUCUCCAUUUGAUGAGAAUGCUCCAAGGAGAUGACCUGCAAACAAAAGUUUCCACCGAUUUGAAAUGGGUUCUGAGCAACUCCAUUGACUAUUUCUCUGUGAAUGGUGCUGUGGAGAUUUCACAGGCUAUAAUGACAGAUAUAAAAGAUGGGAGGGAUUAUCGAGGAGGGUCAUUCAUUCAUUGGUCAUCGAUCAAGGAAAAGCUUGUCACGCUGUCAACCAAGAAGAGUUCAUCCCUUAAAGGGAUUUCAGUGGAAGAGAAGUUCAAUGUGGUACUCGGUGCCAUUGAGGAAAAGGCAAAUGGAGAAAGCAUAUCAUUUGACCACAAUACCAUGUCUUCAUCUGCCUAUAAAGCCCAUGUCAUCAAUACCAUUUGCAACCUGAGAUGGGAUCUCCAUUGUGUUCCAUUCAUUGCAGCCAUGUUUGUUGACAUGCCAAUGUCUCCUGAAGAAGCAGGCUUUGUGAUCACAAAGCUUUUCAAGGCUGUGGUAGAGCUCCCAGUUGUGGAUGCUCCUCCUGUUGUGCACCAUAUGCUCCGCCUCUGCAAGCAUCACCAUCGAGGAUAUUUGCUGACAAAGUUGUCUGAUCAUUUUGGCAACUUAUUUGAACAAUGUCGAAAGGAAGAUAGUCAAGAUUUA
This is a messenger RNA of Darwinula stevensoni, 1065 nucleotides long. The record is from the annotation of a GenBank genome assembly. NCBI's taxonomy places the organism in Eukaryota, Metazoa, Arthropoda, Ostracoda, Podocopida, Darwinulidae.